AUGUGGCGAGUGCUGGGCUACUUGAUCGGCAUUAAGGAUGAAUAUAACAUUUGUGGGCGCAAUUGGUCUGAAACCAAGCCACGUCUGGAAAUUGUGAUGCGACGUGUAUAUGAACCGGCUUUAGAGAAUACGAGUGCUGAUUUCGAGCAGAUGGCAAAGGUGUUUGUCGAUGGAUUGUGGCCAAUAAAUACGGCGCUCACCGUGGGGUCGGUGUUAUUUUUUACAAAGCGAUUGACUUAUGUGAAAGGAUACGAAUACUAUGAGUUCGAUCAUCGUCCCGGUGUCACAAUCGAUCCGAAACAGAAACUUUACUACUAUGAUUUGGGUUGGUAUGAUCGUUUUCUCGUUUCGUACGGCCUCUUUCUGGUGACAUAUCUAUACAAGUUCAGCAUUGUGCGUUGGUAUCUCAACUUCCGCGUCCGGUUGAACAACUUGAUUUCAUAUUACUUGCCAUACGUUGCAUUCUGGAAAUUUGGUAUUAAAUGUUCAUAUGUGCGCAUCUUCACCAACGAUGGCAAUGAGAAGGACUUCGAGUUCCACUUGAAGGCAGAGUGA
This is a messenger RNA of Anastrepha ludens (Mexican fruit fly), 555 nucleotides long. RefSeq lists its product as uncharacterized. The coding region runs from base 1 to 555 and encodes 184 amino acids. NCBI's taxonomy places the organism in Eukaryota, Metazoa, Arthropoda, Insecta, Diptera, Tephritidae. The transcript has a single exon. The record is from RefSeq and is a predicted model, not a curated record.